Setaria italica (foxtail millet) is the source of this 1441-nucleotide messenger RNA. RefSeq names its product GDSL esterase/lipase At5g37690. Lineage: Eukaryota; Viridiplantae; Streptophyta; Magnoliopsida; Poales; Poaceae. Gene Ontology annotation, molecular function: hydrolase activity, acting on ester bonds. The transcript is spliced from 6 exons. The record is from RefSeq and is a predicted model, not a curated record. Bases 58 to 1224 code for a protein of 388 amino acids.
GUCACCAAAGACAGCAGAAAACAUUCACCACGAAUUAGCCCAGUGCAGUUCACAGCAAUGGCUGCUCUCGCCAACGUGGUCGCCAUUGCCAUCCUCGCUCUGGCGACAGGCGCCGGCGCAGUUUCGAAGCCGGCGGUUGCGGGGAGGACGACGAUGACCAAGAGUCCACCGGUGAUCUACAUUUUCGGGGACUCGAUGUCGGACGUCGGGAACAACAACUACCUCCUCCUGUCCCUCGCCAAGUGCAACUACCCCUGGUACGGCAUCGACUACAAGACCGGCUACCCCACUGGGAGGUUCACCAAUGGCCGGACCAUCGGAGACAUCAUGGCUGCCAAGUUUGGCGCCCCGCCCCCGGUGCCGUUCCUCUCCCUGUACAUGACCGACGACGAGGUCCUGGGCGGCGUCAACUUCGCGUCCGGCGGCGCGGGACUCCUCAACGAGACCGGCAUUUACUUUGUUCAGUACCUGUCGUUCGACAACCAGAUAUCGUCCUUCGAGCAGAUCAAGAACGCGAUGAUCGCCAAGAUCGGCAAGAAGGCCGCCGAGGAGACUGUCAAUGGCGCAAUCUUCCAAAUCGGGCUCGGGAGCAACGACUACGUCAACAACUUCCUGCGGCCGUUCAUGGCGGACGGCAUCGUGUACACCCACGACGAGUUCAUCGGCCUGCUCAUGGAGACCAUGGACCGGCAGCUCACGAGGCUGUACGAUCUCGGCGCGCGCCACAUCUGGUUCAGCGGGCUGGCGCCGCUCGGCUGCAUCCCGUCGCAGCGCGUCCUCUCCGACGACGGCGAGUGCCUCGACGACGUGAACGCGUACGCCCUCCAGUUCAACGCCGCGGCCAAGGACCUGCUCCAGGAGCUGAAUGCCAAGCUUCCCGGCGCGCGCAUGUCCCUCUCCGACUGCUACUCCAUCGUCAUGGAGCUCAUCGACCGCCCCCAGAAAUACGGGUUCAAGACGUCGCACACGUCGUGCUGCGACGUGGACACGACGGUGGGGGGCCUGUGCCUACCCACGGCGACCCUCUGCGACGACCGCAGGGACUUCGUGUUCUGGGACGCGUACCACACCUCCGACGCCGCCAACCAGAUCAUCGCCGACCGCCUCUUCGCCGAGAUGGUGGGCUCCGGCGCCGUCGUGCCGGGCAACGCCACCUCGCCGCCCCGCGUCGUCAGCGCGCCGACGCCGACGCCCACCCACGUCGCGCCGCCGCGCAAGCCUUGAUCUCACGCGCCUUUUUGUGUCUAUUCGCAACUCCGACUCGUGUUCCGUUAGUCGGAACUGUUCCAAAAAAAUGUGCAUGUACUUGUGCAGUUAAGCACCUAUGCAGUGCAGCUAUGCUCGAUGAGUUAUACAGAGAAGAAGAAGACAGCAAGACGAAAUCGUAGUCUCACCAUUGUAAAACAUUUUUGUUUCUUGGCAAAAGCAUGAAACGAAUCCC